GGGCGCCGGGGGCGGCGGGGCGGCGCGGCGGGCACCGGGCGCGGGCACAGGCACAGCUGCGGGCACCAGCCACGCCGGUGUCGCCGCCGCUGCCGCCGCCACCGCCGGGCGGAUCCCGCGCUUCUGCCGGAGCUUCUUUCGGCCGCUUUACUUUGGCGGCCCGGAGCAGGGACAUUAUGCCGAAGAGAAAGUCUCCAGAGGGUGCUGAAGGCAAGGAUGCAGCAAAAGUAACUAAACAAGAGCCCACGAGACGAUCAGCAAGACUGUCAGCUAAACCUGCUCCACCAAAACCUGAACCCAAACCAAGGAAAACAACAAAGAAGGAACCUGGGACAAAGGCCAGCAAAGGUGCUAAAGGGAAGAAGGAUGAAAAGCAAGAAGCUGCAAAGGAAGGUACUACACCAUCUGAAAAUGGUGAAAAUAAAGCUGAAGAGGCUCAGAAAACUGAAUCUGUAGGUGACAAGAAUGAAUGAAAUACCAUGAAAAUUUUGGGUUGAUUUUAUGUACCUCUUGGACAACUUUUAAAAGAUAUUUUUAUCAAGUAUUUUGUAAAUGCUAAUUUUUUUAGGACUAUGAUAGUUGACAUAUUAAACUGUAUAUGAACAUUUCCCUUCUCAUAACAGUGCUUUUAGAAAUUCCCGUUGUUGCCAAGUAAUAUAAAUAUCAACUUAAUAUUGCAAGGUAUGUGUAAAAUUGGAUCAGCAUUCCAUACACUUGCUUUAAGAAAUUAUGUCUUGUGCAUAUGGUGAUGUUUUUACUGUGUGUAUUUGGAUUUUUCAUGCAGUUUUUCUAGAGCAAUAAUCAGUGGUGCUUUUGUACUUAGGUUUUAUGUGAUUUUAAUGAAACAUGGAUAGAUGUGGCCACCUGCUGACUAUUUUGGGUUCUUUUAAUGGAUUAAAAUAAAAGGUCUCCUUGCCUGCAAAACUAAAGACUCCUAAUGUUUUCUCUAAAUCUGAGGAAUGCCUUACUCAUAUCUUUGACUGUUACAAGGAAGACUAAAUGAUUUAGUAACAGUUGUUUUGCAUGUGGUGUUUGCUUUUUUUCGCUGAUGUCUGAUUAAAAACCACCCACACAGGAGUAGCAAACUGGGGUUUUCAGUGGCCUACAAUUUAAGGGCCUCACAGAUAAAUUCUUCAUAGAUACAGUCAUCAGAUACACUGUCACAGGGUGAGUAGAGUUGCCAUACUCUGUCAGGAUAUUGUGUCUUCAGUGAGCUAUCAGUACAGAACAAAUUCCUUGAUUGAUAGAGACAUACAGCAAUUUAAAAGUAACUUUGUUUCUCCCCCACUCUCUUUUCAUUAAUGUGCAUUGUAGUCUAUGGAAAACUUUCUCUCUAUCCGUAGCCUCAAAUUUAAUAUAAAUAGUAAUUACUGUUCUGCUUCAGCUGAGGACAGUUGUUAAUACAUUGAAAUCGCUGUUAAACAGUGCUAUAUAUUUGGUACCUGGUAGAAAUGGAACAAUGAAAGUUUUUUUGAGGUGAUUGUGGUGAUGUGGUAGAUUAGCUAAUGAUUUUUUAGUGUCCAUGUUUCAACUCUGCAGCUCAUUCUAAAUACCUUUUAUGAUUUUUCUCCUUCUCUUUUCUCUAGGGGUCCUGGUGUUUCUAUUGUUACUUCUGGGAUGGGAGGGGUGAAAGAAAAGAUGUUCCCUAUUCUUCAGUAGCAUUGAUUUGUAUUGCUCAAGUGGUAGCCAUUAUGUCUGAGGAUACUUUUUGCUUGUUUAAGUCAAUAAAUAAAUGACUGUUGCCUGA
Corvus hawaiiensis (hawaiian crow) is the source of this 1747-nucleotide messenger RNA. It is a transcript of the gene HMGN3, whose product is annotated as high mobility group nucleosomal binding domain 3. The record is from RefSeq and is a predicted model, not a curated record. NCBI's taxonomy places the organism in Eukaryota, Metazoa, Chordata, Aves, Passeriformes, Corvidae. Gene Ontology annotation, molecular function: nucleosomal DNA binding. Gene Ontology annotation, cellular component: nucleus; chromatin. The transcript has 6 exons. The coding region runs from base 177 to 473 and encodes 98 amino acids. Gene Ontology annotation, biological process: chromatin organization.